Molecule: messenger RNA, 3866 nt
Organism: Homo sapiens (human)
Lineage: Eukaryota; Metazoa; Chordata; Mammalia; Primates; Hominidae
Source: RefSeq, a predicted model, not a curated record
GCACUCGCCUCGGCUCCCACACAGCCGCCUCUGCUCCAGCAAGGAUGUGGCUCUUCCACACUCUGCUCUGCAUAGCCAGCCUGGCCCUGCUGGCCGCUUUCAAUGUGGAUGUGGCCCGGCCCUGGCUCACGCCCAAGGGAGGUGCCCCUUUCGUGCUCAGCUCCCUUCUGCACCAAGACCCCAGCACCAACCAGACCUGGCUCCUGGUCACCAGCCCCAGAACCAAGAGGACACCAGGGCCCCUCCAUCGAUGUUCCCUUGUCCAGGAUGAAAUCCUUUGCCAUCCUGUAGAGCAUGUCCCCAUCCCCAAGGGGAGGCACCGGGGAGUGACCGUUGUCCGGAGCCACCACGGUGUUUUGAUAUGCAUUCAAGUGCUGGUCCGGCGGCCUCACAGCCUCAGCUCAGAACUCACAGGCACCUGUAGCCUCCUGGGCCCUGACCUCCGUCCCCAGGCUCAGGCCAACUUCUUCGACCUUGAAAAUCUCCUGGAUCCAGAUGCACGUGUGGACACUGGAGACUGCUACAGCAACAAAGAAGGCGGUGGAGAAGACGAUGUGAACACAGCCAGGCAGCGCCGGGCUCUGGAGAAGGAGGAGGAGGAAGACAAGGAGGAGGAGGAAGACGAGGAGGAGGAGGAAGCUGGCACCGAGAUUGCCAUCAUCCUGGAUGGCUCAGGAAGCAUUGAUCCCCCAGACUUUCAGAGAGCCAAAGACUUCAUCUCCAACAUGAUGAGGAACUUCUAUGAAAAGUGUUUUGAGUGCAACUUUGCCUUGGUGCAGUAUGGAGGAGUGAUCCAGACUGAGUUUGACCUUCGGGACAGCCAGGAUGUGAUGGCCUCCCUCGCCAGAGUCCAGAACAUCACUCAAGUGGGGAGUGUCACCAAGACUGCCUCAGCCAUGCAACACGUCUUAGACAGCAUCUUCACCUCAAGCCACGGCUCCAGGAGAAAGGCAUCCAAGGUCAUGGUGGUGCUCACCGAUGGUGGCAUAUUCGAGGACCCCCUCAACCUUACGACAGUCAUCAACUCCCCCAAAAUGCAGGGUGUUGAGCGCUUUGCCAUUGGGGUGGGAGAAGAAUUUAAGAGUGCUAGGACUGCGAGGGAACUGAACCUGAUCGCCUCAGACCCGGAUGAGACCCAUGCUUUCAAGGUGACCAACUACAUGGCGCUGGAUGGGCUGCUGAGCAAACUGCGGUACAACAUCAUCAGCAUGGAAGGCACGGUUGGAGACGCCCUUCACUACCAGCUGGCACAGAUUGGCUUCAGUGCUCAGAUCCUGGAUGAGCGGCAGGUGCUGCUCGGCGCCGUCGGGGCCUUUGACUGGUCCGGAGGGGCGUUGCUCUACGACACACGCAGCCGCCGGGGCCGCUUCCUGAACCAGACAGCGGCGGCGGCGGCAGACGCGGAGGCUGCGCAGUACAGCUACCUGGGUUACGCUGUGGCCGUGCUGCACAAGACCUGCAGCCUCUCCUACAUCGCGGGGGCUCCACGGUACAAACAUCAUGGGGCCGUGUUUGAGCUCCAGAAGGAGGGCAGAGAGGCCAGCUUCCUGCCAGUGCUGGAGGGAGAGCAGAUGGGGUCCUAUUUUGGCUCUGAGCUGUGCCCUGUGGACAUUGACAUGGAUGGAAGCACGGACUUCUUGCUGGUGGCUGCUCCAUUUUACCACGUUCAUGGAGAAGAAGGCAGAGUCUACGUGUACCGUCUCAGCGAGCAGGAUGGUUCUUUCUCCUUGGCACGCAUACUGAGUGGGCACCCCGGGUUCACCAAUGCCCGCUUUGGCUUUGCCAUGGCGGCUAUGGGGGAUCUCAGUCAGGAUAAGCUCACAGAUGUGGCCAUCGGGGCCCCCCUGGAAGGUUUUGGGGCAGAUGAUGGUGCCAGCUUCGGCAGUGUGUAUAUCUACAAUGGACACUGGGACGGCCUCUCCGCCAGCCCCUCGCAGCGGAUCAGAGCCUCCACGGUGGCCCCAGGACUCCAGUACUUCGGCAUGUCCAUGGCUGGUGGCUUUGAUAUUAGUGGCGACGGCCUUGCCGACAUCACCGUGGGCACUCUGGGCCAGGCGGUUGUGUUCCGCUCCCGGCCUGUGGUUCGCCUGAAGGUCUCCAUGGCCUUCACCCCCAGCGCACUGCCCAUCGGCUUCAACGGCGUCGUGAAUGUCCGUUUAUGUUUUGAAAUCAGCUCUGUAACCACAGCCUCUGAGUCAGGCCUCCGCGAGGCACUUCUCAACUUCACGCUGGAUGUGGAUGUGGGGAAGCAGAGGAGACGGCUGCAGUGUUCAGACGUAAGAAGCUGUCUGGGCUGCCUGAGGGAGUGGAGCAGCGGAUCCCAGCUUUGUGAGGACCUCCUGCUCAUGCCCACAGAGGGAGAGCUCUGUGAGGAGGACUGCUUCUCCAAUGCCAGUGUCAAAGUCAGCUACCAGCUCCAGACCCCUGAGGGACAGACGGACCAUCCCCAGCCCAUCCUGGACCGCUACACUGAGCCCUUUGCCAUCUUCCAGCUGCCCUAUGAGAAGGCCUGCAAGAAUAAGCUGUUUUGUGUCGCAGAAUUACAGUUGGCCACCACCGUCUCUCAGCAGGAGUUGGUGGUGGGUCUCACAAAGGAGCUGACCCUGAACAUUAACCUAACUAACUCCGGGGAAGAUUCCUACAUGACAAGCAUGGCCUUGAAUUACCCCAGAAACCUGCAGUUGAAGAGGAUGCAAAAGCCUCCCUCUCCAAACAUUCAGUGUGAUGACCCUCAGCCGGUUGCUUCUGUCCUGAUCAUGAACUGCAGGAUUGGUCACCCCGUCCUCAAGAGGUCAUCUGUGAGUCGGUUUGGACUGAUUCGCUCUUCUCACCACCCUGCAGUUGGCGUCUUCUGCAUCUUGGCUCAUGUUUCAGUCGUUUGGCAGCUAGAGGAGAAUGCCUUUCCAAACAGGACAGCAGACAUCACUGUGACUGUCACCAAUUCCAAUGAAAGACGGUCUUUGGCCAACGAGACCCACACCCUUCAAUUCAGGCAUGGCUUCGUUGCAGUUCUGUCCAAACCAUCCAUAAUGUACGUGAACACAGGCCAGGGGCUUUCUCACCACAAAGAAUUCCUCUUCCAUGUACAUGGGGAGAACCUCUUUGGAGCAGAAUACCAGUUGCAAAUUUGCGUCCCAACCAAAUUACGAGGUCUCCAGGUUGUAGCAGUGAAGAAGCUGACGAGGACUCAGGCCUCCACGGUGUGCACCUGGAGUCAGGAGCGCGCUUGUGCGUACAGUUCGGUUCAGCAUGUGGAAGAAUGGCAUUCAGUGAGCUGUGUCAUCGCUUCAGAUAAAGAAAAUGUCACCGUGGCUGCAGAGAUCUCCUGGGAUCACUCUGAGGAGUUACUAAAAGAUGUAACUGAACUGCAGAUCCUUGGUGAAAUAUCUUUCAACAAAUCUCUAUAUGAGGGACUGAAUGCAGAGAACCACAGAACUAAGAUCACUGUCGUCUUCCUGAAAGAUGAGAAGUACCAUUCUUUGCCUAUCAUCAUUAAAGGCAGCGUUGGUGGACUUCUGGUGUUGAUCGUGAUUCUGGUCAUCCUGUUCAAGUGUGGCUUUUUUAAAAGAAAAUAUCAACAACUGAACUUGGAGAGCAUCAGGAAGGCCCAGCUGAAAUCAGAGAAUCUGCUCGAAGAAGAGAAUUAGGACCUGCUAUCCACUGGGAGAGGCUAUCAGCCAGUCCUGGGACUUGGAGACCCAGCAUCCUUUGCAUUACUUUUUCCUUCAGGAUGAUCUAGAGCAGCAUGGAGCUGUUGGUAGAAUAUUAGUUUUUAACCAUACAUUGUCCCAAAAGUGUCUGUGCAUUGUGCAAAAAGUAAACUUAGGAAACAUUUGGUAUUAAAUAAAUUUACACUUUUCUUUGCA